Vicia faba (fava bean) is the source of this 1155-nucleotide messenger RNA. The record is from the annotation of a GenBank genome assembly. Lineage: Eukaryota; Viridiplantae; Streptophyta; Magnoliopsida; Fabales; Fabaceae.
AUGAAGAAGCUAAAGCGAUUGGCAUCGGUUUCGACCGAAGAUAGGGUUAGUGAGCUUCCUGAUGCUAUUCUGUGUCACAUUCUCUCUUUUCUCCCAACCAAAUUAGCCGUUAGCACAAGCAUCCUCUCAAAGAGAUGGAAACCAAUAUGGCUUUCUGUCACCACUUUUGAUAUCUUUGAAUUCUUUCCAGACAAUGUUCUAUGCUCAGUCCUACAAUCUCGUGACAUCAAUUUGCCAAUAAUAUUAUUCCGAAUUCUAUGUUCUGAACCCCAAAUUUUCAACCUCCUUAUCAACUCAGCAAUACCAAGAGGGGUUCAAACCCUAGAACUAAACCUCACUUGUGUACCUUUAAAGAUGAAAACUCUUUUUAAUAUACUCACUUGUAACACUCUCACUCUUCUCAAGUUGACAAAUAUAUUCAUUGAGGAAGACUUUCCUCAAAGAAUUGUUUCUUCUAUCAAAACUCUACAUUUGAAUGAUGUCCAUUUCAGAUCUGAGAAACAUAUGAUCUGCUUUUUCUUAGCCUUUCCCGUUCUAGAGGAAUUACUAUCAAAUGGAGUACAUGUAAUUGGUGGGAGGAAGUUUAUUCCACAAACAGGAGGAACUAUUCAUUGUUUGCCCAACUUGCUGAGAGCUAAUAUUUCUGACAUUCAACUUAUUUCUUUCUUCUCCCUUUCUCGGGCACUCAUUCUCAAUGUUAAACAGAAACCACUUCUCAGCACUGUCCAAAUCCCCAUGUUUUACCAUCUAACUCAAAUGGAGCUAGUUUUUAAUGUUGAAAAAACAUGGCUUGCCAAGUGGAAGUGGAUACUAAAAAUGCUUCAACAAAGUCCCAACCUUCAACAUCUUAUCAUUCACCAGGAAAUAGAAAAUGAAAAUGGAAUCAAUGACAAGAAUUGGGAGGAGCCACAGAUUGUUCCGGAAUGUCUUUCAUCUCAGCUUAGAACCUGUUUGUUUAGAUGGUUUAGAGGCACAAAGUGUGAGCUUAAAUUUAUAAAAUAUGUUAUGCGGAAUUCAAAACUAUUAAGUCUCAUGACAAUUUACACCUCCUCUUCCAUAAUUUUAAACACAAAGGAUAAAAUAUUACAUAACUUAGCUGUUUGUCCAAGGAGCUGCAAUCUUAUAUUUGAUUGUUCCAGAUUUGAUCAUGUUUGA